Abrus precatorius (Indian licorice) is the source of this 1965-nucleotide messenger RNA. RefSeq names its product protein DETOXIFICATION 45, chloroplastic-like. The coding region runs from base 160 to 1842 and encodes 560 amino acids. The record is from RefSeq and is a predicted model, not a curated record. Gene Ontology annotation, cellular component: membrane. Gene Ontology annotation, biological process: transmembrane transport. Gene Ontology annotation, molecular function: xenobiotic transmembrane transporter activity; antiporter activity. The transcript is spliced from 14 exons. NCBI's taxonomy places the organism in Eukaryota, Viridiplantae, Streptophyta, Magnoliopsida, Fabales, Fabaceae.
CUUCUUUGUUUUCUCAUGAACCAAACUGAUAUUUUGUCUUCUUCUAGUACGCUUUCUCCUUUAAAUAAAGGUACAUUGAUACUUUUUCAUUUGAGAAAAUCUUGUAGGAGGCUGAGGUUUUGUUGAAAUCCUUGGAAGAAGACAUAUCAUAACUUAAAUAUGAGUGUUGCUGGUUCACUUUUUGGUGGACUCAACAUUGGAGGAAAUGUUGAAAGACCUAUAGCCAAUGUGGUGGAGAAUUUUAGUUUGAAAGCAUCAACAAAAGGGAGGCUUUGGCAUUCCAUUGGGAUGGUUAAUAAGAGAGGAGUGACCUUUGACAGUUUUCUGAGGCAUUGUGGUUUGGUUAGUGGUGAAUCCAUAUCUAAUGCUGGAUUAAGUCAUUCUAAUGUGCAGGAUGAUAUUGCAUCAGAAAAUAGCGACUUGAUGAAACAGAAAAUGCUACCCCAAAUUCCAAGUGUGACAACCGAGCUUAUAAUGCUUUCUUUACCUGCAAUUGUUGGGCAAGCAAUUGAGCCUUUAGCACAAUUGAUGGAGACUGCUUAUAUUGGCAGAUUGGGAGUGCUGGAGUUAGCAUCUGCUGGUGUUUCCAUGUCAAUUUUCAACAUCUUGUCCAAGGUUUUCAAUAUUCCUCUCCUUAGUGUGGCAACUUCAUUUGUGGCAGAAGACAUUGCAGCAACUACAAUCAAAAGAUCCAUUUCAGGUAACACAAAUGUGACUGAAAUAUAUAAUGAAACUUCUCAUGAUACUGGUGAGAGGAAGUUGCUAUCUUCAGUUUCCACUGCUUUAAUAUUAGCAACAGGAAUUGGUGUACUUGAGGCUUUGGCUAUGUAUUUUGGAUGUGGCCUGCUUCUCAACAUGGUGGGAAUAUCAACAGCCUCACCUAUGCGUAUUCCAGCAGAGCAGUUUUUAUCACUCAGAGCCAUUGGUGCUCCAGCAGUUGUUGUUUCUCUUGCUGUCCAAGGAAUAUUCCGGGGGUUUAAGGACACUAGAACUCCUGUACUAUGUUUAGGUUUUGGCAAUUUGGCAGCAGUGUUCUUGUUUCCUUUACUUAUGUAUAUUUUUCACUUGGGUGUGAUUGGUGCUGCCCUAUCCACUGUCAUGUCUCAGUACAUUGUCACAAUUUUGAUGAUCUGGAGUCUCAAUAAGAAAACUAUACUCUCAAUUCCCAAUAUUAAAAGUCUACACUUCGGUGGAUACUUAAGCUCUGGUGGUUUCCUUCUUGGGAGAACUUUAGCAGCUGUAAUGACCAUUACUUUGAGCACAUCAAUGGCUGCUCGUCUUGGACCCUUAGCCACAGCAGCACAUCAGAUAUGCUUGCAAGUGUGGUUGUCUGUAUCCCUCCUUGCAGAUGCACAAGGAGCUGCUGGUCAGGCUCUUGUUGCAAGUUUCUUGGCCAAGGGUGAUUACAAAACUGUAAAAGAAGUAACUUUCUCCACUUUAAAGAUAGGACUGUUCAGUGGUGCUAUGUUAGCUAUCACAUUGGGUGCCUCUUUUGGUUCCCUAGCAACCCUUUUCACCAAGGACAGUGAGGUCCUAGGCAUUGUCAAAUCUGGCUUACUGUUUGUCAGUGCCAGCCAGCCUAUCACUACUUUGGCUUAUGUCUUUGAUGGCCUACAUUAUGGAAUUUCAGACUUCUCUUAUGCUGCUUGUUCUAUGAUGCUUGUUGGGGCAAUCUCUUCUGCAUUUUUGCUUUUUUCUCCUUCAAUUUUUGGUCUACAAGGAAUCUGGUAUGGUUUAGCUCUUUUCAUGGGCCUGCGGACAGUGGCCGGAAGUAUAAGAUUAUUAUCAAAAAAUGGUCCAUGGUGGUUCUUGCAACCAAACAUUCACAAAUUAAAGUUGUAGUUCUGGAAUAAUCGCAUUACAGAAGUGCUCAGACAGAAUAAUGGAACAGUCUUGUCUACUGAAGACACAAUGGUUCAAUAUGGACAUGACAGAAAUAUGAAUAGGACUAUAAAUACAAGAAUA